GACAACAACAGUUUGCUGGAAAAACCCGAUGCCAGAAUUUAAAGUUAACGGCUAUUUGGUUCAAGUCAAAGGUGCUGUUGAAAAGAACGAAAGCCUCCCAUCUUUGGACGGUCACUCUGAGACAUGCUACACAGUUAUGAACUCGACGUUGCGCAGUCAGUACGUGUUUCGUAUCACUGUCAUUUCUAAUGAUUAUUGGUCCGGUGAAGAAUUCGAUCUGCUUUUUAACAAGACUGCAGUGGGGUAUGCGCAGCAGUGCGUGGAAGAGAACUUUGCGGUGUGCAACUACAAAAACCCAUGUAACAGCAAUGGUGACUGCCAUCCAGGUGACUCCGUUGUUGAUUACACCUGCUCCUGUAACACAGGUUGGAUGGGUGAAAACUGUACUGUGCAAAACUAUUGUGAAUAUUCACCUUGUGAAAAUGGCGGAGUGUGUAAUUUUCUAAAGCAUAACGAGUUCAACUGCAUCUGUGGGGAUACUUUUUAUGGCCAUAGAUGCCAGUUCUACAAUGAGUGUCUGAGCUUGCCUUGUCAAAAUGGAGGAAGCUGUAGGGCACUUGAUAAUGGGGCUUACACAUGUGCUUGUGCUGAUGGUUACUCUGGGCAAAAGUGUGAGGUCAAGGACCCCUGCUCACCUUCACCUUGCAAGAAGGACCAAGGGGUAUGUGAAAGGUUGAAUGAUACAGCAUUCCACUGUGAUUGUUUUGAUGGUUUCUAUGGGAACCUUUGUGAGUUUAUAGAUGCAUGCAGUACCCAGCCUUGUCAGUACUUUGGUACCUGUCUACCACAGAACAACACAUACUCAUGUGUGUGUCCACCUGGCCGGACAGGUCAGAACUGUGCACUACGUGACCCCUGCCAGACGUCUCCCUGUAGAAACAAUGGCACCUGUGUGACCUCACCUACAAACGGCUCCUUCAGGUGCGGCUGCCCGCCUCAGAACUCCGGCAAUGAGUGCCAGUAUACCAACUACUGCUACAAUGUGAACUGUGGCAAUGGUACUUGCAAUCCUUUGGAGAAAUCAUUCAAAUGUAAUUGUCACAGUGGCUACCAUGGUAAAAACUGUGAAGCCUUUGAUAUAUGCCUCACCUUACCUUGCGGUUUAAAUGGCCAAUGUAACAGUGGUGAUGACAACACAACUGACAUGUACAGAGUUAAAUACACCUGUGAUUGUUAUGACGGCUGGUAUGGGGAGAGGUGUCAGCUUGAAGAUUUGUGCUUCCAUGGUGCAUGCAACAAUAAUGGUGAGUGCACCCGCAUCCCCCCUGAUAAAUUCCUCUGCCACUGUUACCCUGGCUACAACCUAAAAGACUGCUCAGUGUUUGACCCCUGCUUCACUGUCCAGUGCCAGAACGGAGGCAAAUGUCGCAACACGUCCGCCACAGAUGUCAAGUGUGACUGUCCCAGGGAUUGGAGGGGGGACAGAUGUGAGCAGGAGGUGCCUUGUAACAACGACAUGGCAGACUGUAUUUGUGUUGACCAGCAUCUACAGUGCCCACAUGUUGGAGAAGAAGAGAAUGCUGGUCAGAAACUCAAUGACCUUCUGGACCAAACUUCUGAUCCUGCAAGACUGACCGUCCAGCAGGUUGUAAACUACACUGACCAGCUGAUGCAUCUGUACAACGACACACUCACUAGAGUGCAGUAUGCUAGGAUUGCCAUGAAUGUGAUUGGCAACUUAGGGAGAGUCAACUUGUCUGUGAGUUAUGCUGCAGAGAUGGAGAACAGCACAAACACCAGGUUACGUGCAUUCAUCGACGACUACACCUCAGAAGUCAACAUCAGUGUGACUGGGGAAGUCAAGAUCUCUACGAAUGACUUGAACAUCAAGGCAGUCAUGUUUGACAAAGUGGCGGGCAGCUCAAACUACACCUUUCAGACUAGCAUGAACAACAGUGACAAGAACACAAUGUACAACGUGAGCAUAACCCUGCCAAUGCAUCUCCUCAAUGACACGGGUGAGCUAAACAGUUCCAGGGUCCAGUUUGUGGCCUACAGGAGAUCCCAGCUGUUUGUGCCUGUGGAUGGGUUCGAACCCUAUGGCCAGAAGGCUGGGAUGAUACUGAACCAGCAGAGAGUUAUCUCAGCUGUGGUCAAAGGGAGAGCACUGGAGAAUUUAACAGAGCCUGUAGUUAUACAGCUACCAAAAAUUCAGGCAGGUGUCAACCAUACCUGUGUCUACUGGGAUACUGCAUUGUCAAAUUGGUCAACUGAAGGCAUUAAAAUGGAAGAAGAUGAAUUUGGCUACGUGACUUGCUAUUCCACACAUUUGACAAGUUUUGCUGUGCUUUUGGAUGUUUCCCCGGAUUAUAAAUUAUCCAAGGAACAUGAAGAUGCACUCACGUACAUAACGUACAUAGGCUGUGCCAUAUCUAUGGCAUGUUUGGCUGUUACUGUGUUAACAUAUUCUUUAUUCAGGUGUCUCAACAAUGACAAGUCUGGCAAGAUCUUGAUCCAGCUGGGUGUUUCUCUUCUGAUUCUCAACAUCAUCUUUCUGGUUGGCUCUGUUGAUGUGUCCCAAUACAGUGAUGUUGGUUGUGUUAUUGUGGCCAUCUUGCUGCACUAUUUUAUCCUGGCGGCCUUCAUGUGGAUGCUGGUGGAGGCCAUUGAAAUGUACCACGCCCUGGUGACCGUCUUCUCCAAGUAUGAAGGAUACUACCUGGUCAAGCGAUGCUUGUUUGCUUGGGGUGUUCCUCUGGCAAUUGUGGGCAUCACAGCAGCUGUGGACAUUGGAAGUUAUCAUAACGAAAACAUACCAAGAGAUGUAUGUUUUCUGACGAGUAGAAACGCUGCUGCCUAUUACGCCUCCCUCAUCGCUCCCUGCUGUGUCAUCAUUGUCAUCAACACUGUGGUGUUCAUCAUGGUGUCAAGGGUUAUUCUAAAGCCCAAAUUCCAACAGCAGCAACAGCUGAUGAACGACUCCGUGAGCGUGACCCCCGCCCAAUUCAGGGGAGCCUUCACCGUCAUGUUCCUGCUGGGCAUCACCUGGGUCUUCGGGCCCCUGGCCAUCAACGAGGCCAAGCUAGUCUUCAGCUACAUCUUCUGCAUCUGCAACUCCCUGCAGGGGUUCCUCAUCUUCGUGUUCCGCUGCCUGCUCAACCCAGAGGCCAAGCUCGCCUGGCUCCAGCUCUACCAGACGGGGACACUCAAGCGCCGACGCGGCCCCAUCAAGUCCGUGUACUCCGACUCCAGUUCCAAGGGAGCCGACAUCAACCACCGGCGGCUCAGCAACAGCAACGUCAGCGGUUUACAAGUCAACCAAACGGGCAAGUCCAACAAAGGGGGGAACAGCUCCCAUCCCCACCCACACCAGAUCCACACCACAAACGGCUGGCACCCCAACCUCAAUGGGAACCGGUCUGAAAAGUCGAGCCACGCAACCCAAGGGUUCAGUUUUAGCAUGUCGCCCCACGAGGAGCGUCGCUCCAGUGUUGAGUACUCCAUCGCCACCAAACGGGAAUCCAUCCCCAAUGAUUCUGUGGGUGACUUUCAAGAUCAACUCACUCAUUUUUGAUGGAGCAGAGAAUCUCUUCGAUCAAGUGAAUUAUUUCUAUAAACAGGAGAGUACAUUUGAUCAAGAAAAAGAUAUAGUUGGAAGAAUAUUUACAAAUAUUUAUAGUCUUUCUGUGUGAUGUGGUGUGAGCUAAGGACACGCUUAAAAUGUUAGAAGCAAAAGGUACAUGAAUAUCUGUUCUAUCUUUAUGGGGUAAAUGUUGAAGAUUUUUAAAAAUUCAUUUAUUAUUUUACUUUUGUACUAUAAUUUUUCCUUUGCCUGUUAAAAAGUUAAAACUUUGAAUUGUAGUCUACUACCAGAUUGUAAUAAAAGCAAUGUAUUUCUUUGUAUAGAACAGUUUGUUUUGGUCUUAUAGAAGUAGUAAAGUGACUUAAAAAUAUACUGUUUGUUAAAUAAAUUUUUUUUUAAAGUUAGUAGCUAUGGCUAUAUGAAAUUUCCAUACAUUUUUUUGUUUGGUAUGUGAAGAAGUUUUUAAAAAAAUCAACUUUUGUGAUCUCUAUCUUCCCCUGUAAAUCCCAGUUUGUUAUCUUUUCUAACUUAAAUAUUUGCGAGACUCGCUAAAGGCCAGUUACUCUUCUUGAUGUUAUUUUAAUGAUGGACCAGCAUUAUUAUUUCUUUCUGCGAAAAGUGUGAUGCUUGUUUUUCACAUUUUUAUCUAGUGUUUGUAAACAUUUGCGAUUAUUUUUUUUAUACGGAAUCUUUUUUUUUCAAAUUUCUUUUUGAAACACUUUGCAGAUUGCUAUUGAGUUUACCAAGUUAGGUUGAGGUAACAAGGGUGGUAACCCCUGUCAAAAUGUAAUGUAAAGAUAGCAUAAAUUAAGAAAUAUAUCGAUGCAACUGGCAAAUGAUCUCACCACUGAAUAAGGUUAUGCUUAAAAUAUUAGCUUCAUUUGCAGGAUACAAGUUUGUACAGCUAAUAUAAUUCCCAAAUUAUUUUUUUUUAAAGCAUUUUAAAAAAGAUUAUUUAGAUGAGUGAAAUUUUAAGAAUACUAUUAUUUAUAUUUACAAUAUAAGUCCUUCAAAUUAUGUAGGUCUGUUUAUACUAUAACUCUUAGCAACAAUGUUUCAAAAUAGCAAUCUUUCUCAUUGUAUAUAGUGUUGAGUUUUGUACACAUUUGUGUUGGUUUGUUACUGCCCUUUGAUUGUAAAAUUUACUGUGAGCCUGUGGAAGAACAAAAAUGUGCAAGAACAUUUUCAAUCUUUUAGUUACAAUGUAAAAAAUGAUCUAUGGUUUAUUUGUGAAGUUUACUGGAUGUGUUCAACCAUAUUUUAAAUGUUCAUAUUAUCUUAGCUUAGUUCAAGUCUACCUAUUUACAAUUUAUAUACUACAUAAUAUAUUGAUGUCAAAAUAAUUUUAAUUCACCUAAAACCACCUGUAAAGCCACCUGAUUUGUUUUAAAAGUUGUUUAUAAAAUUGCAUGCGACCUGUGUUUUAGUAUUUUUUUAACAAAUAUUUACGACAAAUUUACAAUAGUUGUCAGUUCUCAUGAUUUUAUUGGUCAAAUUCUAUGAAUUCUGGGUAAUUUUUGUUUACAUGUUCUUACAUUUAUAUUUUAUAUAUAUACACCCAUUUUGAAAAGCUUGUUUAUGAGAUAUUGUGUUUCAUUCCACAUAACUUAACACUUUAUUCCUGUAUUUGUUAUUGAUGUUGUAGUUAUUCCCCUUUUACCACCAUGUGGAAAAUGUGCAUGAUUUUAAAUAAUUGUAAGUUUUUAAAAAUUUAUGAAUUUUUUUUU
Messenger RNA from Physella acuta, 5250 nucleotides. Its product is annotated as adhesion G protein-coupled receptor L4. NCBI's taxonomy places the organism in Eukaryota, Metazoa, Mollusca, Gastropoda, Physidae. Gene Ontology annotation, molecular function: calcium ion binding; G protein-coupled receptor activity. Gene Ontology annotation, cellular component: membrane. The record is from RefSeq and is a predicted model, not a curated record. Gene Ontology annotation, biological process: cell surface receptor signaling pathway; G protein-coupled receptor signaling pathway.